ACAAUCCACACUCACCUUUCUCACUUUCUGACUAGGCUAUACAAUCAUCUUCCAUUUCUCCUUUCUUCAGGGCUUUCACUGUUACAAAAUCCACCAUAGUCAACACUACUUUUCUUCAAUUCAAUGGUACAAAUACAAGAACAUGAAGAAGAAGAAGAUGAUGAUGUACUUCAACAUCAAUUGAACAACAAAACCAUCAAAAACCAAAUGGAGUCUUCUUCUUCAUCUUCUCUCUCCUCCCACCACCACCACCACCAUGCCACUACAGCAACCACCACUACUCCUCCUCCUCCUCCUCCUCCCGCCGCCGAUUCCCCCACCUCUUCUCCCUCUUCCAUAUCUUCUGACCACACCUUCCACGGCUUUUCCCCCAUCAAAGAAAACCUCUCGUUCCCCUCUCCCUCUCCGUCCCCGCCGCCGCCGAACCCCCUCCCACCUCUUCCGCUGGUUCAGUCCUUAGUCCCGAUUCAUGGGGCAAACCGGCUUGUCCACGACCAACCGGAGGCAGUGACUAAGACGGAACUGGAAGCCGAGACCGGAUUCGCGGGUGAGAGGAGGACAGGUGGGGAGCAGCUUCCGGUGUUGAGGAGGGCGAGGAGAGGGAAACUUGUGAAAAGGAUGGGUUUAGCAUUGCGAUUUUGUGAAUUUGCGUUGUGCUUGGUCUCUUUCUCUGUUAUGGCUGCUGAUAAGAAUCGUGGUUGGGCUCUUGACUCAUUUGAUCGUUACAUCGAAUUCAGGUACGCGAUGUCAGUGAAUGUAAUCGGAUUUGCUUGCUCAGGUUUGCAAGGACUCGAUCUGCUUCACCAAUUGACUACAGGAAAGGAUGCUGGGAGUCGAGUUCGGUACUAUUUUGAUUUUGCAAUUGAUCAGAUAUUGGCAUAUCUUCUACUAUCAGCGUCGUCAUCAGCUUUUACACGAGUGGAUGACUGGAUAUCCAACUGGGGCAGCGACAAAUUCCCGGCUAUGGCAAGUGCAUCAGUUGGAGUGUCUUUUGUUGCUUUCGUUGCCUUUGCUUUCAGCUCUCUCGUUUCUGGCUAUUUACUUUGCACGCACAAGUUUAUGUAACUUAGGCAUCUACAGAUCGAUUUGGUGUCUUACCAUUUAUUAAGGGAUAUAUUGUGUAUAUUAGUUGGUGGUGUGGUAUGUCACACGCAAUAACAGCUGAGGUUUUUGCGCGUAGUAUAAUCCCAUGAUUAGUGUUUGUUAAUCCGCUAAUUGAUACUGUAAAAGAAUGUUCCGUUGUUUAACUAGCUUGUUGAGUUA
Messenger RNA from Spinacia oleracea (spinach), 1263 nucleotides. Its product is annotated as CASP-like protein 4A3. The record is from RefSeq and is a predicted model, not a curated record. The transcript is spliced from 3 exons. The coding region runs from base 124 to 1065 and encodes 313 amino acids. Lineage: Eukaryota; Viridiplantae; Streptophyta; Magnoliopsida; Caryophyllales; Amaranthaceae.